Messenger RNA from Marmota flaviventris (yellow-bellied marmot), 3020 nucleotides. It is a transcript of the gene Ttc22, whose product is annotated as tetratricopeptide repeat domain 22. Gene Ontology annotation, molecular function: protein binding. NCBI's taxonomy places the organism in Eukaryota, Metazoa, Chordata, Mammalia, Rodentia, Sciuridae. The record is from RefSeq and is a predicted model, not a curated record.
GGCGUGCGCUGGGCCACCGUGACUCACUCUCUUCGGGGGAGACCCCGUCCACUGCCCUCUUCAGCCUCGGGGGCCAGAGCGCGGCCAGAGGUGCAGCGAGACAGCCAUGUCUGAGCCCGAGGUCGCAGCCGACGACCUGGACGCCUUCAUCGACGACCUGGACUACCUCCCGGGCCACUUCCACCUAGAGAUGCAGCUGAACUUCGAGCCGCAUUCGCCGGCCCCGCUGCGCGCCCGGGAUCUGAAACUGCAGCGGGAGGCCGUGCAGCAGGAGCUCGAGCUGGCGGCCGUCCCACAGCGGUCGGCCGUGUGUCACCUGCUGGGUGCUUUCGCCUUCUACCUGGAGGAGCUGGACGAGGCCCGGGAGCGCUUUCUCCAGGUGGUCCGCGAGGACCCGGGCAACCUCAAUGCCUGGGCCAAUCUGGCACAUGUGUACGGGCACCUGGGCGAGGAGGAAGAGGAGGAGGCUUGCGCCGCGCGACUGGCUGACCUCAUGGGCCUGGCGGCGGACCCGGAGGCACCCGCGGACCCCCAGCUCCGCGCUGCACGCUGCCUGGCGGAGCAGGGCUACGCGCACGGCUUCGACGUGGGCUGCGCCAGCCUGAAAGAACGCGCACGGGUACUGGCAGCUGGCAUCGCGCUCUAUGACAAGGCGCUGGGCUACGGGCAGCAGAUCCCGAUGGAGGAGAAAAGGGGCUGGUACUUCACCAUGGCAACCUUCCUCAUCAGGCUGGAUGGCAUCUUCCUGGAGCAGGGCAGCGAGGAGCAGAAGAGGCUGCCUGCCUUCAACCGCACGCUGGCCCUGCUGCGGCAGGUCCUCAAGUCCUCGGACCCCCGACACCGAGCGCUGGCCUGGUGCUAUCUUGGGAUGCUGCUGGAGAGGAAGGACACCUUCUCCACCACCCCUAUGGGCGUCCAUGACUGUGGGUACUCCGGGACUGACCCCCUGGACUGCUUCGGCAAGGCCAUUGAGAUUGCCAAGGACCAACCUCCUAUCCUGAAUCACCUGGCCAAAAUCUUCCACUUCCUAGGAAAGCAGGAUAUGGCCAUUGGAACCUGUAACAUGGCCCUGGAUGUCCUACGAGAUCCAGAGCUCAACUGGCAAGCAUACUGCACAAGGGCCAAGAUCCACAUCAGAGCCUACCUGCACGACCUGACACGGGCCAAGAUGGGGCUUGGGGGCAUGCCGGACAGGAAACACCUGGCCUGCGCCAAAGCUGACCUUGAGGAAGUAGUCAAGGUGUGCCCAGGCCUCAGGACAUACCUGGACAUUGGCCAGGUCUACUACUACAUGGGCGUGGACGCCAUGCGGGAGCUGCUGGCGGUGGACGAGGCGGCGCUCAACCAGGCGCUGGUCUUCCUGGCCAAGGCCGGCGAAUUCGAGCUGGGCGCCACGCUGCCCGAGCUGCAGCUGCUACGAGGCAAGUGCCUGCGCAUCAAGGGCGAGGAGGCCAACGCGGCGGCCUGCUUCAAGCGCGCCGUGGAGCUGGACGACAUGGGCUCCAGCCACACCGAGGGCUUCGGAUGCCUGCUUGAGGCGCUGCUGGUGCAGUGGAGCCAGGCGCAGCUGAGCGACGGCGAGCUGGGACUCGAGGUGGAUGCCUGGCUGCGCCACGCCCGGGGCAAGUACCCGGAGGCCUGUCUGCGCCAGGAACUGCAACGCGUGUGGCGCGGCCACACGGACGAGAUGCUGGGGGUGGCUGGGGCCUUAGUGGCCCAGGGACGGCCAGCGCUAGUGCGGAUGCUUUUCGAAACCAUGGAAGUAGAAGGUGAGAGUGGUGGAGAGGCGCGCAGGCGCCGUGCGCUCUCCUUCUGAGUCGCAGGAGUCCAGGCCCCGCCCCGCAGAGGUUCUGAGCCGGUUCAAGGCGCUGAAGUUGGGCGCCCCUGCCACCCGCAGGCUGCUUGAGGUAGCCAAUCAGAUUCCUUUUCCGAAACUGAGAGGUGGACAUUGAGACUAAGGCAGUUCGAGCUGCCCACUAAGGCCUGACUGCCAGUUUGGGGACUCUCAUGAGCCAUUCUCUAUAAGAAGAUAAGGGAUUGCCCUGUGUGGGAGUGCACACCUGUGAUCCCAACUGCUGAGGCAGGAGGACUGCGAUUUCAAGCCCACGCUGGGCAAAUUGGGCAAGACCCUGUCUCAAAAAACAAAAGACUAACGUUGACUGUUGACUGCAGUCUCGGGUCCUGCAGCCGGAAAAAUUUCAGAGUGGACUCAAAGGCAAGGUGACACAGUGAGUGGACUAAGUCAGGGCCUUAACUUAAACCUGAGUGCUCAGUCCUUUCACCACCUCCUACCAGUUUUCCAGCAGGUGUCAUUCUUGGUCUGCUUGGUCCCAAAGUCCUCUGGAAUUCCUUGGAAUAGAAUUUGUCAAUAGAACCUUUACUUGACUUCUCUGUUCUGGAGAAAAUCUAGGGGCCCCACCCAUUAGGAAAUGCCACCUACUCUCAAUCUUGAAUCUUCUAUGAGAGAAUGAGGGAGAACUUGGACCUUUAUGUUCUGUAAUCAUCAUCACAGAAUCUUAGAUGUGGAAUUUUGUCAAAGCCUUAGUAGACCUGAUAGCCACCAAAUUGUACAAGGGUUGAGCUAGAUUCUGUGGUCUCACACACAGAAGCUACUUUAACCCCAAAUCCCAGAUUAAGUUUUUGCCAGAGACCAGAAAGGCAAGAUUUAUGAUUUUUUUUUUUUUUUUUGCAUCUUUUCCUUUCUUUGAAGAGCUAUCCUCCCUGCAUUGUUCAUGGCCAUGGUCCUCAGGCUCCACCAGGGACAGGGUGGCAGCCUUGCACUGCAGCUCUAUAUUGGUUUUUGAAACCAUGGAACUAGAGGAUGAGAGUGGUAGAGUGGCACCACUCUGAAGUGCAACACCGUCUGACCCCUUCACUAUGCAGAUGGAAAACUGAGAGUCACAGAAGGGAAGCAUUUGCCCAAAGUCCCACUUCCUGUGCUCCUUGCCCUGAAUCUCAAGCUUACUUUCAACAUUUUUAAGGUUUGGAAAAAUAAUAGUAAACUGAUCAAUGGUAAAACA